This is a messenger RNA of Solanum tuberosum (potato), 1130 nucleotides long. Its product is annotated as accelerated cell death 11. NCBI's taxonomy places the organism in Eukaryota, Viridiplantae, Streptophyta, Magnoliopsida, Solanales, Solanaceae. Gene Ontology annotation, biological process: intermembrane lipid transfer; ceramide transport. The transcript is spliced from 4 exons. Bases 112 to 744 code for a protein of 210 amino acids. Gene Ontology annotation, cellular component: cytosol; membrane; cytoplasm. The record is from RefSeq and is a predicted model, not a curated record. Gene Ontology annotation, molecular function: ceramide 1-phosphate binding; ceramide 1-phosphate transfer activity.
CAAAGAAAAACUUCUCAAGGCCCGGAAUUAGAUUUGUUCACGCAAUAUAUCUUGGGCCCGGACCGGCAUUACCACGAAAAAAAACUCCGUCGACAUCACGGUGCUGAUUCAAUGGCGAACCACGCAGCUGAGGAAAAGCCUCUUAGGAAAAUGGCGGAAGCCUUCAAAGACCUAGCCAACACUUUGAAUUCUCAAACCCUAGAUGAAGCUGCUAAGAUGGAAGUAGCUCCUUUCUCUCACGCUUGCACUUUGGUCUCUCCUCUAUUCCGUUGCCUCGGUAUCGCCUUCAAGUUUGCCGAGCUCGAUUACGUUGCUAAGGUGGGUGAUCUAGCAGAGGCAUCAAAGUCUAUUACAACGUUGCACACUAUGAUGGAUCAAGAUAUUCAAGCAAAUUGUGUGAGGAAGGCAGGUAGUCAUACAAGGAACUUGUUAAGAGUUAAGCGUGGGCUGGAUAUGGUUAAGGUUUUGUUCGAGGAGAUUAUAGCCGCAGAGGGGAAUUCCUUGAAGGAUCCAGCAUCAAAAGCAUAUACACAAGUGUUUGCUCCAUACCAUGGAUGGGCCAUCAGGAAAGCUGUGUCUGCAGGAAUGUAUGCCCUUCCCACCCGGCAACAGCUGAUGAUCAAGCUUAAUGAAGAUGAAGUCUCUGCAAGAACGCAGAUGCAAAAUUAUGUCGCCUCGUGUGAGACUGUCAUUUCGUACAUUGACAAACUAUUCACCUCAAGAGAUUUGGGUAUUGAUUGGUGACCAUGAAGAACUGGAUGACAGAACGCCCAUUCAUUUAUGUGAUUCACCCCUAAUCACUAUUUAUUACUAUAUAUGUAUAAUCAUUUGACGCAGUGGUCCAAAUAUUUGAUUGUAACUAACUUAUCUUUACUAGCAGGGAAAUGAAAAAAAUGCCCUAGAACAGAAAAGUAUCUAUCUGCAUUUGGGGCGAGGUUGAGCUCAUUAUUUAAAAAAAGAAGAAGAAAAUACCACUUCAGUUUGACUGAAGUGUAUAAUGUACCGAGUUAGAAAGUCACAAAAUUACUUACCAAUACUCUUUGCCAUGUUAUAAGGCCAGGUUCUCAAGUUCAUCUCCAUCUGAGCUUGAGGUUAUGUUUAAACUUAUAUGUUAGUGUUUUCCCUACUUA